CUCAUUAACUCUGGUGAUAUGACACAGUCUGUCAUGGUGGCCACUACUGUGAAUCCCAAAAUAUUUGGAGGUAACCUAUUCCUCAACUCAACGCCAGCGAUGAAAUUUUAUUUCGACCCUGACCUUCAAGCUAUCGCUGAGUUCAUAGCCAGCUUAGAAGGCCCAGUAGGAGAAGGUUUUCCCUGCAUUGAUACCGAAGAAGGGAUAAAAAAGAAGGAAGUUGUCUCAAUAGGAGAGCUAAACAAGUUCAUUUCCAAUUCUGACGAGCAUACACAUGAAGCUGAUUUUAUUCGUAAGGCUCGGGUUGUUGAGUUCCUGCAACAAAAUGGGUGGUCUUUUGUCUAUUGCACUGGUUGUAGCAUGAAGCUUGACAAAAUUGGAACUUCUCUCCGUUGCAAUCGUUGUGUUAAUCCCAACGUCACCGGAGUUAUAAAGGAGAUGCUUAAAGUGACUAAGAAAGAUGCAGCUGGUCUGACUCUAUAUGAGAUAAGUGGUGGUGGCAGCAAGGAACUCCCACAAUGCCUUACAGACCUCGCCGGAAAAGAUUUUGUAUUCCAGAUACGUGUGACACCGUUCAAUUUUACCCCAAGCCACCGUACAUUCACUGUUUCUGCAACCCUUGACAACAUCACUCCAGAGACUUUCAAGACCAGUGAAGAUCAGUUUGUUCAAGUGGAAGGUGGUGAAGCAUCGGCAUCUGCCAGCAACAAGAUUAGGGGUGAAGACAAUGAGCCAAAUCCAUCCACUCCUGGGGGCAAAGAGAGUGGCCGUAAACGUCCAAGAGCUGUCACACCGUCAACCCAACUCUGCUUUCGUUUAAUACAUUUUCUUUGCGUACUAUGUAUGCAUAUCCUAUUUUAGACUUUGCAACUAUUUUCCUAUUUGGACGGUUUCGUUUAAUUAAGAUCCUUAUGAUUUUAAUAAUUAACAAAAGGGGUUGACGUACUAUUUAU
Molecule: messenger RNA, 953 nt
Organism: Brassica oleracea var. oleracea
Lineage: Eukaryota; Viridiplantae; Streptophyta; Magnoliopsida; Brassicales; Brassicaceae
Source: RefSeq, a predicted model, not a curated record